Messenger RNA from Malaya genurostris, 1034 nucleotides. It is a transcript of the gene MED21, whose product is annotated as mediator of RNA polymerase II transcription subunit 21. The record is from RefSeq and is a predicted model, not a curated record. NCBI's taxonomy places the organism in Eukaryota, Metazoa, Arthropoda, Insecta, Diptera, Culicidae. Gene Ontology annotation, biological process: regulation of transcription by RNA polymerase II. Gene Ontology annotation, molecular function: transcription coregulator activity. Gene Ontology annotation, cellular component: mediator complex. The transcript is spliced from 2 exons. The coding region runs from base 393 to 818 and encodes 141 amino acids.
UCAUUCCACUUGCACUUACACAUCAGUUCUGCUUUACUUAUUGGCGUGCGAAAGACGGUCGGAUAUUGUGAAUCUUCACGAGAACCAUCCGACGGAAGCAUCUCGGAUUGCCUUCGAUCCGAGUGGAUGCUAACUCGGUUUGGAUAUGUUCAACGAUUCGAUUUCGAGGUGGUGGAAUUGAUUUGCUGAUUGUUUCGCGACCAUAUCUGGUAGCCUGUAGGUUACCUUUCUUCCUCGUUAUCUGACCAACACUAUUCUGGAAGCACUAGCACAUAGUGGCACUCUUUUUUGCCCUUUAGUUCUUCCGUUUUUAUUUUCUUUUUUUGUGUUGGAAUUUCAUUUCUGCCAAAAUUGACGAGGAAAAGCUGGAUUAUUCAAUCGUCUUCGAAGCGAUGGCUGACAGACUAACCCAGCUUCAGGACACGGUGAAUCAGCAAGCGGAACACUUCUGCAACAGCAUCGGUAUCCUGCAACAGUGUUCAGUACCGAGCAAAUUUUCUGGUUUCGAACGAACUGGUUCACAAACCCCCCAACAAAACCAACAAGAAGAUUACGCCCAACUGUUUUCUACGUUGAUCUCACGGUGUGCCAAGGAUAUCGAUACGCUAAUAGAAUCUCUGCCAAGUGAGGAAAGUUCAAUCGAGCAACAAGUACAAGCACUGAAACGACUUGAAACAGAAAAUCAGGAAUCUGCCGAGAAGCUCGAGGAGGUUGUGCGGAAGGGAGAAAUGUUGCUGGAGAAGAUUCAGGCCGCGCUCAGUGAUAUUGCACAGUCGCAACUCGAUAUGCAGUAUUCUUCAUCCCCGAAGAAACAAUGAUCCUACGGGACCCGAGGCGGUCCUUUUUCGUCUACUGACACAAUGAGUGUAACGAGUGACGAUGUGCCUCACAUGAAUAACAGCCAGAUGGGUUAGUGUUUCUCAGUUUUCUUGUAUCAUUGCGUUCUGUCGUAUCAAUUAAACUAGUGAUAAAAUAUACUUAAGAAAUAAGAGCAUUGUAACAGUAAGCUAAACAAAAGAACUACGUCAAUCGAG